AUGCCCGCCUACGAAGACUCUGAGCUCAACGUUCCCAACUCUCCCAGCGCCCUCCGCAAGAUGUCCAACGUUGAGAACGGCGACAGCCUCGCCAUUCCCGGCGACGGUGUGAACGGUCCUCAGGAAAUCCCUGCCACCCGAUCUUCCAUCUCAGAGGCGGCCAAGUACAUGCACAACCUCAGCGUGUCUCCUUCCAUGAGGGACCGACGAUCUUCCCGAAACUCCUUCGGUACCGCUCUGCCCAUCCCCCGCAAGCGUCAGUCCCGUCUCUCCUCCGUCCACCAUGCCGACGACCGCCCCACCCGGCCCGGCAUGCCCCCGAUUCAGCCUACCCGGGACCUCCUCGUCGCCCAGGUCCAGGACCUCCAGGCCGAGAAGGUCACCAAGGCUAAGAACAUGGCUUUCGCCUUUGACAUUGACGGUGUCCUUGUUCACGGUGACCGUCUGAUCCCCGAGGGUAAGAAGGCCCUCGAGAUCCUCAACGGAGACAACGAGCUCGGCAUCAAGAUCCCUCACAUCUUCCUCACCAACGGUUCCGGUAAGAUUGAGAAGGACCGUUGCCACCAGCUCGAGAAGAUCCUCGGCAACCCCGUCAGCACCGACCAGUUCAUCCAGUCCCACACUCCCAUGAGUGCUCUGUCCGAGUACUACAGCACCGUCCUCGUUGUCGGUGGUGAGGGUUAUCGCUGCCGUGAGGUCGCUGAGCAGUACGGCUUCCGCAACAUCGUCGUCCCCAACGACAUUGUCGCCUGGGACCCUACCAUUGCUCCCUACCGCGUCUUCACUGAUGAGGAGCGUGCCACUUCUCGUCCCCGUGAUUUCACCAAGAUCUGCAUUGAGGCCAUCAUGGUCUUCUCUGACUCGCGAGACUAUGCCACCGACAUGCAGAUCAUCAUGGAUGUCCUCCGCGCUAAGAACGGCCGUCUGGGCACGAUCGCUGAGGACCCCGUCGCCGACCGAGUCCCCAUCUACUUCUCCCAGGGUGAUCUCCUCUGCCCUACCGAGCACCCCAACCCCCGUAUGUCUCAGGGUGCUUUCCGCAUUGGUCUUGAGGCUAUGUACAAGGCCCUUACCGGCGCCGACCUCGAGCGUGUCGUCUACGGCAAGCCUGAGCUGGCUACCUACAAGUACGCCGAUGACGUCCUGACCUCUUGGAUGGGCGAGCUCCACGGCGAGGAGCGUCUCCCCCAGAACAUCUACAUGAUCGGUGACAACCCUGCCUCCGACAUCAUCGGUGGAAACAUGUACGGCUGGAACACCUGCCUUGUCCGCACCGGUGUCUUCCAGGGCGGCGACAACGACGAGAACAACCCCGCCAACUUCGGCGUCUUCCCCAACGUUCUCGAGGCUGUCAAGAAGGCUCUCCGUGCUCAGCUCGGCGACGACUUCAAGUGCUUCUUCGACGAGAAGAUGAACCCCGUCCUGCACGGCGAUGCCAACGACGGUGCCGCUGUCGUCUAA
Molecule: messenger RNA, 1461 nt
Organism: Fusarium sp. VM40
Lineage: Eukaryota; Fungi; Ascomycota; Sordariomycetes; Hypocreales; Nectriaceae
Source: the annotation of a GenBank genome assembly